AUGAGCAACAAGGGAACUGACCCUGAGGCACCAUCCUCGACAUCCUCUCAUCUUGAAUCUCUCUCCAAGGAGAAACAAGAUGAAAAGGUGGCUCAGGACUGGACUCGCGAUGUAGCCGAGAAGACUCAAGAUCCAAAAUCGUUUGAAAAGCUUGACGAACUAUCCGAGGGUAAGAAAAAGCUCCUCCGUCGUGAAAAAAUCCCAUGGAUGGAGCCCGCCAUUUAUGAUGCACUUUAUGACCAUACUCUGCGCUGGUUCGGCAAUCGUCCAAGAUUCUACUUUGCCGAGUUCAACGUCACAAAUACCUGGCAGCAAGGCCUCCUGAAUGGCGCCCCGUACCUAUGCUCGGCACUCAUAGGAUGCUGGACAACAGCGCCAGUGAAUCGCUCGUUUGGGCACCGGGGAUGCAUCUUCAUCUCCUGUUUCAUCUCCUUUGCCUCGUCCUUUUGGAUGGCAGCGGCACACACCUGGUGGAAUCUUCUCCUAGGCCAGUUCCUUUUUGGUUUCGCGGUCGGUGCCAAGUCAGCCACAACUCCCGUCUAUGGAGCCGAGUGCACUGCUACCAUCAUCCGUGGGGCGUUGGUCACGAUGUGGCAAAUGUGGACGGUGUUCGGGAUCAUGCUUGGUUAUAUUGUCUCGGUCGCAUUCAUGGAUGUGACGCAUCCCACUAUCCCCGGCUCCAACUGGAGAUUGAUGUUAGGAUCGACUACCAUCCCCCGUGUACACCAUCGACACGUUCGGUCGGCGGAAUCUCCUACUGUCCACUUUUCCACUCAUGAGCCUGUUCUUGCUCUUCAUCGGCUCUUCAUUCUAUAUCCAGAUGACACCUCGCGAACCGCGUGCGUGGCAACGGGUAUAUACCUCUUCAUGGUGGUGUAUUCCCCAGGCGAGGGACCGGUCCCUUUCACAUAUUCUGCAGAAGCAUUCCCACUGUACAUCCGCGACGUGGGCAAGCCAUUCGCAACAGCAACAACCUGGGGCUUCAACUUUAUUGUCUCUUUGACCCCGCAAGGAACGUCUGGCUGGUACGCACCCUGGAAUAUCUUCGGUUGGAUCUUCUGUUAUUUCUGUCUGCCGGAGACCAAGGCGUUAUCGCUGGAGGAACUGGAUCAACUUUUCUCGGUGCCGACGACGAAGCAUGCCAAGCAUUAUGCGGGGAUGUUGCCGUGGUAUGUGAAGAAGUAUAUCCUGCGUGGAGAUGUGCCGCCGCAGAAGCAGCUUUAUGAUUAUGAGUAG
Aspergillus ibericus CBS 121593 is the source of this 1236-nucleotide messenger RNA. RefSeq lists its product as uncharacterized. NCBI's taxonomy places the organism in Eukaryota, Fungi, Ascomycota, Eurotiomycetes, Eurotiales, Aspergillaceae. The record is from RefSeq and is a predicted model, not a curated record. The coding region runs from base 1 to 1236 and encodes 411 amino acids. Gene Ontology annotation, cellular component: membrane. Gene Ontology annotation, molecular function: myo-inositol:proton symporter activity. Gene Ontology annotation, biological process: transmembrane transport. The transcript has 7 exons.